Molecule: messenger RNA, 1884 nt
Organism: Globicephala melas (long-finned pilot whale)
Lineage: Eukaryota; Metazoa; Chordata; Mammalia; Artiodactyla; Delphinidae
Gene: TMEM220
Product: transmembrane protein 220
Source: RefSeq, a predicted model, not a curated record
AUGCGACUUCCUGCCCCCAAGGACGAGCUGUGCGACGCUGAACCAGCCUCCCCGGCGCUCCGUCACUCACUCUCCGAGUCUGAGAAAUGGGCAGAUACCUACGCCUCUCUACGUUUGACGAGGAGCGAAUGCGGGCCCACAGGAAGGCCCGACCGGCGCCCCUCCCACCCGGGCGCUCGCCGGCCAGUGGCCCCGGGACCGGACGACCGAGGGCCUUCCGGGGAUCGGGCCGGGCGGAAGGAGGGGCCGCGGCGUGGACCGCGCCGCCCGACAAUGGCGCUUGCGGCCGGGCGCGGGGCGCCGGGUCUGUGGCGCGCCUGCAACUGGCUCAUGGGCGCCUUCUUCGCGCUGGCGGCCUUCGUGCAGGUAAAUGAUCCAGAUGCAGAAGUGUGGAUGGUUGUGUAUACAGUUCCUGCCGGUCUGACCCUGCUUGUUGGACUUAACCCUCUUGUCACAGGUAACUUUAUUUGGAAGAGUGUCUCUGCAAUACACAUAUUCUUCUGUAUCGUGUGGGCUGUUGGCUUGGCGUACAACCUCUUGCUUCAUACAAAACAGAACAUCUUGCAUGAGGAAGAAGGCAGGGAGCUCUUUGGUCUGGUGAUUAUCACAGCAUGGCUGAGCCUGUGCCACAGCUCAUCAAAGAAUCCAGUUGGUGGAAGAAUUCAGUUGGCUAUUGCUAUCAUAGUUGCUCUUUUCCCAUUUAUCUCAUGGGUCUAUGUAUAUAUAAACAAGGAGAUGCGGUCCUCCUGGCCAACUCACUGCAAGACAGUAAUUUAAAUGAAGAAUCCUGUUCUUAAAAUGAGAGUUUACAAUUUUUUGUAAACAUGAUUGUAACAUGCCAGUUUUCUAGGAAUUUAUUUCAGGUAAUUUAAUACUAGAGAUGAUUUUUUUACAAAAUCCUAAGUUAGGCUGCCUACAACACAGGACUGGAAGGGACUAGUAAGAGAAGGAGUCUGACAUUCUGUUGUGUCACAGUGUAGUGGAAAAGGCAAAACACAAAAGUUCAGAAAUAUGAAUUCUAACUCAGCUACGUUACUAUCCAUGUGACUUGGGCAAAUGUGUAAACCUCCCAUGGAUAAUUCUUUAUCUAUAAAAUAGGGUUACUACCAGACCUCCUACUUAUUUAUAUAGUUGCAAGGUUUAUAACCGAGAUAAUAUGAGAGCAUUCAAAAUAUAAAGAGCUGACAAAGGGCUGCACCUGAUAACAUAGAGGGAAGCAGGGUUUGGAUAAUGAUAGAAAGAGUUCAGGAGAGGGCUGUACCCCUGAACUAACCUCAGUAUACUGAACUGGUACAGUGCUGUGAAUUAAAUGAGGACUCCAGAUGAACCAAGUGAACAAGCAUGUCUUGGAAAGAAAGUUAGCUAGAAUAAAGGAAUGUGGGACCAAAAAGAAGGAGAGAGAGAAUAUUAAUUACAUUUUAAAUGAAAAAUAAGACCAAAAUCUAGACACAUAUUUUUAAUGUCAAAAGUAGCCCUGUAGAGAAGACCAUUUCAGAGCUGUGCAGUCUGGUGGCCACUAGCUGCAUGUUGUAUUGAGCGCUUGAAAUGUACACUGAAGAAGUUUGAAUUUUUUCAUUUUUAUUUAAAAACAUCAAUUCAGUUAUGAGAAAACUUAUAAGUGUGUUUGGAACACUUGUUUUAAGUAUGUUUGGAACAACUUGGAUAUGUGAAUCUACUUCUUCAGCUGCAAAUUUUAUGUCUAAAUACGGACCAAGUACUUCCAAUGAAAAUUUAGUGUCCAAAUGGAUGGAUUAUAAGCAUAAAAUAUACACUAGAUUUUACAGACUUAGUAUAAAAAAGAAUGUAAAAUAUUUUUAUAUUGAUUACAUGUUAAAAUAAUAUGUUAGAUGUAUUGGGGUAAAUAAAAUACAUAAUUAAAAUUAA